AUGGCGUCCGCCGAUACCCUGCCGGCCUCUGUUGAGGCCCUCACUCUCCAAUCAACAAGCCAGACCUCGAAGUUCCCGGACUGCUUCCCUUCCUUGAACCCGAUGGAUAUCUACCGUGAGCACAUUGCGGAGGAACUGGGAAAGGCUGCUGGCAUCGAUUCCAAUCUUAUUUACCCCCGCAUCGCAUGGACCAACACUCUGGACAAGGGUGAUUUGUCGCUACCCGUUGCAGCUCUCCGGAUCAAGAAGAACCCGCAGGAACUGGCCGCCGAGCUUGCCUCCAAAUUUCCCGAGUCCGACCUCAUCCACCCUCCAACCGCCCUCGGCCCCCAUAUUCAAUUCUUCUGCAAGGCGAAGCCUUUGGUAGACACCGUCCUGGCCCGUGUUUUGAAGGAGAAGGCUGCAUUCGGCACAAAUGGAAAUAUGGGCUUGAAGGACCCCUCCGACCCCUCCAAGGGCAAGAAGAGGCUGAUUGUUGAGUUCUCGUCGCCGAAUAUCGCCAAAGCGUUCCACGCGGGUCAUCUGCGCAGUACUAUUAUCGGCAGCUUCCUCGCCAACAUCUUCACUGUCAUGGGCUGGGAUGUGAUCAAGAUGAACUACCUUGGUGACUGGGGUAAGCAGUACGGUCUCUUGGCAAACGGCUUUAAGCAGUUUGGUAGCGAGGAGGGCCUGACUAAGGACCCUAUUAACCACCUUUUCGAUGUCUAUGUUAAGAUCAACAACAUCGUCGCUGCGCAAGAACAGCCCAUCAAAGAGCUUAAGGAACAGAUUAAGGCUAAGAAGGAAAAGGGCGAGGACGUGGCUGAGCUGGAGGCCGAGCUGGCUAAGCUUGUGGAUGUCAGCGAGGAUGAGAAUGCUCGUCGCUACUUCAAGAGCAUGGAGGACGGCUCCCCAGAGGCCUUGGCGCUGUGGCGCCGUUUCCGUGAUCUCAGUAUCGCCCGGUAUAAGAAGACCUAUGCUCGUCUGAACAUUGAUUUCGAUGUCUACUCCGGCGAGUCUCAGGUCAAGGCUGAGAGCAUGAGCAAUGCUUACAAGGCCAUGGAGAAAGCUGGUGUCACCGAGGAGUCUGAUGGUGCCGUCAUUGCCGACUUCACCAAGCACGGCGCUAAAAAGCUUGGCAAGGCCAUCAUUAUUCGCAAGGACGGUACUCCUCUGUACCUGACCCGUGAUAUCGGCGCCAUUGUUGAGCGUGAUGAGCAGUACAAGUUCGACCGCAUGAUCUAUGUCGUCGCAGCUCAGCAGGAUCUUCACCUGGCACAGCUGUUCAAGGUUACUGAGCUGAUGGGUCGCAAGGACCUGUCGGACCGCUGCCAGCACAUCAAUUUCGGCAUGGUUAAAGGCAUGAGCACCCGCAAGGGUACUGUGAAGUUCUUGGAUGACAUCCUGCAGGAUGUUGGCGACAAGAUGCACGAGGUCAUGAAGAAGAACGAGGUCAAGUAUUCGCAGGUUGCCGACCCCGUUAAGACUGCCGAUACCCUCGGUAUCAGCGCUGUUAUGGUCCAGGAUAUGACCGGCAAGCGUAUCAACGGAUAUGAUUUCAACUUGGAGGCCAUGACCUCCUUCGAGGGCGACACCGGCCCCUACCUGCAGUAUGCCCACGCCCGUCUGUGCUCGAUGGCUCGCAAGUCCGAGUUGAACAUUGACGAGCUGCACACCGCCAACUUCGACCUCCUGACUGAGCGUCACGCCAUUGACCUCACCCGUCUGCUCGCCCAGUGGCCCGAUGUCCUUGUCAACACCGCCAAGACCCUGGAACCCAUCACCGUGCUGAGCUAUCUCUUCCGCAUGACUCACAUGCUGAGCUCGAGCUACGACGUGCUCAAGGUGAUCGGUAGCGAGCCCGAGGUUAAGAAGGCCCGUAUGGCUCUGUACGCCGCUGCCCGCCAGGUUCUCAACAACGGCAUGCGGGUUCUGGGCCUGUCCCCCGUUGAGCGGAUGUAA
Molecule: messenger RNA, 1941 nt
Organism: Penicillium macrosclerotiorum
Lineage: Eukaryota; Fungi; Ascomycota; Eurotiomycetes; Eurotiales; Aspergillaceae
Product: arginine--tRNA ligase
Exons: 5
Coding region: 1-1941 (646 amino acids)
Biological process (GO): mitochondrial translation; arginyl-tRNA aminoacylation
Cellular component (GO): cytoplasm; mitochondrion
Molecular function (GO): arginine-tRNA ligase activity; ATP binding
Source: RefSeq, a predicted model, not a curated record